Messenger RNA from Apodemus sylvaticus (European woodmouse), 5942 nucleotides. RefSeq names its product inositol-trisphosphate 3-kinase B (gene Itpkb). Gene Ontology annotation, molecular function: inositol-1,4,5-trisphosphate 3-kinase activity; inositol tetrakisphosphate kinase activity. Gene Ontology annotation, biological process: inositol phosphate biosynthetic process. Bases 292 to 3117 code for a protein of 941 amino acids. The transcript is spliced from 8 exons. Lineage: Eukaryota; Metazoa; Chordata; Mammalia; Rodentia; Muridae. The record is from RefSeq and is a predicted model, not a curated record. Gene Ontology annotation, cellular component: nucleus; cytoplasm.
UUUUUGUUAACUUUAAGCCACCUGGUCUGUAGGAGCCGGGAGCCCCCGGGGCAUGCCGCCUGCACGGGACCUGGGAGUCUGAGCAAUUGCAGCCGCGAAAUCGUUUAUGGAGCUUGGGGCGGGGGCCGAGCCCGCGAUCUUGCCCCGUACCCGCCGCCUAGGCCAUGCUGCUCCAUCAGCGCGCGGAGCUGCGGCCGCCGGGCCUCCGGGACUAAGCCGGGAGCCGCGGGAGGAGGAGGCGCCGGCGGUGGAGCGGGACGGAGAGCCGCGGCGGCGGGCGGACCCAGUACUAUGGCUGUGUACUGCUAUGCCCUCAAUAGCCUGGUGAUCAUGAACAGCACCAACGAGCUCAAGAGUGGCAGCCCCCGGCCCAGCGGCAGCGAGACGCCUCAGCCCUCCGGGAGGGCCGCGCUGAGUCCCGGCAGCGUCUUCAGCCCUGGGAGAGGCACCUCCUUUCUCUUCCCCCCAGGAGAGUCGCUGUCGCUGGAGGAGCCCGGGAGUCCUGGGGGUUGGCGCAGCGGCCGGCGCAGGCUGAAUAGCAGCAGCGGCAGCGGGGGUGGCAGCAGCAGCAGCAACAGCAGCAGCAGCAACAGUGGCGUGGGCAGUCCCAGUUGGGCUGGCCGCCUGCGAGGGGACGCACAGCAGGUGGUGGCGGCUCGCACCCUCUCCCCACCUGGGCCAGAGGAGGCCCAGAGGAAGCUGCGGAUUCUGCAGCGCGAGUUGCAAAAUGUGCAGGUGAACCAGAAAGUGGGCAUGUUCGAGGCGCAAAUCCAGGCACAGAGCUCUGCCAUUCAAGCGCCCCGAAGCCCACGUUUGGGCAGGGCUCGUUCGCCCUCCCCGUGUCCCUUCCGAAGCAGCAGCCAGCCACCCGGAAGGGUCUUGGCUCCGUGCUCCCCAAGUGAGGAACGGAGAACAAAGUCCUGGGGAGACCAAUGUACAGAGACCCCAGAUGCCAACUCCGAGAGGAGAAGCAGACUCAGCACACACCCCUUGAAGGACAAGGAGGGAGUGGCCCCUCUUUUAGGUCCAGCCAGCCCGACCAGGUCAGGGACUCAGAGUCCAUCGACUUCAGUGAGAAUGGAAAGAGGUACCCCGGCCAGUCCCCGCUGUGGCUCACCCACACCCAUGGAAAUUGACAAGAGGGUUUCUCCCUCACUGGAGCGCUUUGGAACUAGCUUAACGUUGGCUACUAAAGUAGCAGCUUCAGCCGCAUCUGCUGGACCACACCCUGGACAGGAUUCUGCCCUCAUGGAGACAGCCUGUGAGCUCAGGGGCAUGCGCCCCUGGGAGGCCCAGAUGGAGAGACGGGGGCAGUUUCUGGACAGGGAGACCAGCUCAGCCCUAGAGCCUGUCCGGACCCACAUUAGAGAACUCCCUGGAAGGGUGGGAAGAGGACUUCGUUCUGUUGGUGAGCAGGGCUCCUGGACACCUGAAGUCAUCAAAAGGCCGGAAGAGAGGACUGUGCCUGCCCAAAGCUCAGAGCCCUCGGACAACCCGGGAUGGGCUAGACUGCCUGGAGACCUGGGUUCCGUAGGACCUGAGAAGGGAGGAAGUAGGAUCCCAGGGAUCCAAGAACCCCAGCAGACCCUGGACAGUGUGAGAGAAGGGUCUCCAGCACUGGGCCUGCUUGGGGGCAGCCAGGCAGCACAGCCAGGGAGCAGGGAUGCGGAGUCAGGAAUUCAUUCUGGCAGAAUGCUGGGGCCUUUACCACCUGGGGAGGUAGCAACAAAUUUGAAAGAACCCCAGUGCCUCCCCGGGGACAGGAUGGGAAUGGCGCCUGAGAGUCCCAUAGUUUGGCCCAGUGCCCUGGAGGAAGCUCCCCUGAUCUGGACGUGUGACACGGGGGUACAGUUGAAGGGGACUUGGGGAAGCCAGCUGCAAGAUGCUUACCCUAGCUGCCAAGAGAUGCCCCCAGCCCAGAAGGACGAGGCCUCCUUAAAAGAGGCCUGCAGUCCCAGCAGCAUCCCCGCCAUUCCUGCAGUCAUCAUCACAGAUAUGGGAGCUCAGGAGGACGGAGGGUUAGAGGAGGGCCAAGGAAGCCCUCGGGGUCCCCUGCCUCUGAGGAAGCUGUCGUCCUCCUCAGCCUCCUCUACUGGCUUCUCCUCUUCCUACGAGGACUCGGAGGAGGACAUCUCCAGUGACCCUGAACGCACUCUGGACCCCAACUCAGCCUUUUUGCAUACCCUGGACCAGCAGAAGCCCAGAGUGAGCAAGUCAUGGCGGAAGAUAAAGAACAUGGUGCAGUGGUCCCCCUUUGUCAUGUCCUUCAAGAAGAAGUACCCCUGGAUCCAGCUGGCAGGACAUGCAGGGAGCUUCAAGGCAGCUGCAAAUGGCCGCAUCCUUAAGAAGCACUGUGAGUCUGAACAGCGCUGCCUGGACCGGUUAAUGGCGGACGUGCUGAGACCCUUCGUGCCAGCCUACCAUGGGGACGUGGUGAAGGAUGGGGAACGCUACAACCAGAUGGACGACCUGCUGGCUGACUUCGAUUCCCCCUGUGUGAUGGACUGCAAGAUGGGUGUCAGGACAUACCUGGAGGAAGAACUCACCAAGGCCAGGAAGAAGCCUAGCUUGCGGAAGGACAUGUACCAGAAGAUGGUCGAGGUGGACCCUGAGGCCCCCACUGAAGAGGAAAAAGCCCAGCGAGCUGUGACCAAGCCACGUUAUAUGCAGUGGAGGGAAACCAUCAGCUCCACAGCCACCCUAGGCUUCAGGAUCGAGGGCAUCAAGAAGGAAGAUGGCUCUGUGAAUCGUGACUUCAAGAAAACCAAGACAAGGGAGCAGGUCACCGAGGCCUUCAGAGAAUUCACUAAAGGAAACCAGAACAUCCUGAUCGCCUACCGGGACCGGCUGAAGGCCAUUCGAGAAACGCUGGAAGUCUCUCCCUUCUUCAAGUGCCACGAGGUCAUUGGCAGCUCUCUCCUCUUCAUCCAUGACAAGAAGGAGCAAGCCAAGGUGUGGAUGAUUGACUUUGGGAAAACCACGCCUCUUCCGGAAGGCCAGACCCUACAACAUGACGUCCCCUGGCAGGAGGGGAACCGGGAGGAUGGCUACCUCUCAGGGCUGAACAACCUCAUCGACAUCCUGACGGAAAUGUCCCAGGGCAGCCCACUCACCUGAGGCCACCGCCACCCACCGUGCAUAGCCACCUUGCCCGCCACCUCUGCCUGUCGCCUCUCUCCUCCCCUAAUUCUUCCUUUUCCUGCCCGAGUGCCUACCUAGAACGGAGCCUCCCAUCUGCACUACAGGACACUUUGGAGAAGAAAAGAGAUAUUUUUUUCUAGGUCUUUAUCCUGCCCACCCCCCUCCCGCUUCCUACACAGGGGCCUGAAGGUGGCGUUUCUAAUUCUCUCUAAAUAGAAUUACCUUCUUGAGAAUUAUGCAAAGCUAGGCCCCACAUCCUGUUACACUUAGAGCUGGCGCUGAUCUAGAAGGCCGUGGGAUCCCUGGCUGCCGAGGGUCUUGAGAGAUUGAGCCUCCAACUGGGAAGUCCCCCCCUACUCCCCAAAGUUCUGGCCCAGACUAGCUACUCCUGGGGGCCUUGCUGCCCCCUGGUGGCUGGUGCCAUCAGUAAACACAGUCCCAUUUGUGCCUCUCACCAUGGGCCGUGAGGCCAGGCUAGACCAGGGUCCUGAUUACUGGGAGUUGGGAAUCCAACCUCUGGGGAUCUGCAUGUAGCUUAUGAGCAAAGUCUCCACCAGUGAGAAGCCCCAGUUCCCAGGGACACUGAGUGGCUUCUCUAGAGACGCUAAAUCAGGGUCCCACCUUGCUGUUGUUUAAACCCUUGGGACCCAGGCCAGCCUAGGAAUAUUGAGAACAGCUCGAUUUCUAAAGAACUUCACCCAUCCAUCUGGGAGCAUGGCCGUGGAUUCAGAGGGGACAUUCUGCAAAGCUGAGCUUCAGGGGAUGACAUCACCACCUAGAGCUUCUGCUUACUGCCCUUGAUGGGCUUGCUAUGGAAAGGUCCAGAGCUGGGUAUGAUACUCAGGGCUGGCACCAACCUCCAGGGAUUUAUGAUCCGGCCACGCCCAGGGGAGCAAUCACUAGGCCUUACGGAAGAAUUCUGGCUUCCCUUGAAAUCACUCACUCUCCCGUCUUAAAGGACUUAGAUUGGUGUUUCUCCAUGUAAUUCAGUAGUUGCCAGGGUUCAGAGGGGUGCCCAGGGCCGCCCCAAGCCUUCUCCUUCCUGGAGUCCCGAGCUUCUUGAAAGGCUGUGGGGAGAUCAUUGUUAACCACCACUUCAGUUCUGAAGCAAGUAGCCUCUGAUUGAAAAGCGUGUACAAUUUGUAUGACUUUUAAAAGACAAAACUCCUAGCUCCGUGGAUGUUUGGAGCUAUCCUCCCCUCCUCUGGGCUUCUCACCUUCUCUUUUAUUGAGACUGGAUCGCUUGUACAGAGGCUCCUCUGGGUCCCACGGCCAGCAGGCACUGAUUAGGGACCGAGGGAAAUGGGGUAGACCAGUGUGUACACACCUGACAACACAGUUUUGGGCGGGGUGCUGUCUUGGCCGCCUACCCCAGCUCCCUGGGGUUUCUAGAAGAACUGUUGUCCCAAGUGGCAAAUGUGCUUCCCCUUCAGGCUGGGUGGGUGAGUGACAGUGGGUGGGGGCGGGAGGUGGGACCCACGAGGAUGUAUAAGUACAGAUUUCUUCCUGGCUCCCUAUUCAGAUGGGCUGUGAGCUUCUGUGUGGGCUGACUUGCUAAAAGGUCACACACACAUACCCAUCAUGGAGCCCAGACCUUGUGACAGCACAUGAUUGGAAAGACGGGGUGGCCUGGCAUGGGGGCAGGGCAAUAGCCAACCAGGCAGCCAGCUCUGGGGCUCUCCAGCUGUAGCUGCUAGAGGGCUUGAGGUGUGACCUCAUGGUCUGUGCGUCAGCCAUUUGCUGGGAAUUUCAAGAUUCUACAGCUAUGAUCUGGCCAAAAGUUCCCUCCCGCUGUCUCGGAGAAAUGUUUGCUGAAGCAAACCACAUUAUGAACAACAACAGCAACAACAGAAAGGACCAGUUUAAUGUAUGUAAAGGACAAAAUAUGACGAGUCCCUUAUGAAGGUGCCACCUGCCACAAUAACGCGCUAAGAUACUGUGACUGGGGGCCGGUUUGCUGGCGAGAGCCUCAGGACAGUGCUAGGCAGAGCUUUGGGCUGGGUGUGUCGUGAGUGGGAAAGUGGAGAGGCAUCUUUCUAGGGUUACUCUGUGGCCGAGGGCAUCUUCCUCGGUUGGGGUUUGUAUUUACCGUGCUAGUACCCACCCCAUCUCCCAAACCACUCUCACUUCUAUCCUGCCAGAGGCCCCUCCUUCCUGCUCUACUGGGAUGGACAGAGCUCAGAUGGAAUUGCCCAGAACCUCCAGCAGUCUGAUAAACCGAGUUCUGGGAGUCCCGGUGGGGACUCCCAAGGUCCCGGCCACACAGGUGCUGGGACAUGGGACAGGCUGCAUGUCCCCAUGGGCAGGGUCCAUGGGACCCUCCCGCUCUUGCUUUGCACACGCUAAAGAUUGCUUCAAUGGCUUCCCCAGACUAGACGUUUGCGUCCUUUAAGAAGUGUUUAAGUUAUAUUUAUUUUGUUUUUUUGUUUUAAUUGCACAAAACACUAAGAUGAAAGGCUGGGCUGUUCUUCCUAAGCUCUGCCCGCCUUCUGGGCCCUUCCUUCGUGGCUGGAGGAGCCCUGAGCAGGUAUGGCCUCAAGACAGAUGUUGUUCACCUUUGGCUGGCUGUAUUUAGCUUCGAGAUUGCCUGUAUUCUGACAACCCUCUGUGUAUAGGCCCCACCUCUUGAUCCAGGGCACAUGCCCAUCAGUGCCUUUUGGGAGGGGAGGACCCUCCCCACACUCCAGCAGGCUCUUCUCCUCCGAACUCCUCUCCCCUCAGGACUGUUACAUCCCCUGCCCCGUGGCCCCUCAGUCAACUGUAGAUGCUAUCUCCCUUCCCAAUAAAGGCUUUGGAGACCA